UUCAGCUUCAGUCUUUCUUUCUAGUUCUGUUGCUACUCGUUCGCGAAAUCAGUUGACUUUCUGCUGCAACACAAGCGGAUGAAAUUUUUUUGUUUUACUGUUGCGAAAAAGUUUGCAACAAUUGCCAGAAAUCGGGGAAAAAUGUGAAAAUUAUACGUUUAAGUGCAACGUUAGAUCAGAGGCAACGAGGAACGACGGAGCAACAACGAAGAAGGCAGAAACAGCGGCAGCACACGUAACAAACGCAACACAACAAUAAAAAGUGCAACAAUAACAACAACAACAACAAACAGAAACAACAACUACCAACAUGUGAAUUGCGUUUUUUUUUUUAACCAAAACAAAACCACGAAGAACAAGUGUAGCCAAAGCCUGAGAGAGAAGGAGAGUGAAAGAAGGAGAAAGCGAAGAGCGCCAUAAGAAAGAGACAAAAAAAGAAAAAGCCGCCAAAAUGUUAAAACAACAAAAAUCACAACAGCAACAACAAAUUACAGCAAAAAAAUAAAAUAAAUGUAAAAUGCAACAAAUGCAAUAAGAAAUAACGAUUAUACAAAAAAAAAGACAUUUUCGCGCGCGCUCUUUUUCCUUCUCCCUUUGUUUCUCUCAAAGAAGGACGAGGGAACAUUAACAACCCACACAAAAGAAAAUAAACAAAAACAAAAAUAGCUGCUUCUACGAAUUUUAUUAUUUCGUCAAACGUUUUUAUUCAAAAAACUUCAUAAUAAUCAUCGACAUAUAAUAAAUACCAACAAAAUACCCCCCAACCCAUCCGCAAUAUUCCGGCAACAAAAAAAAAACAACCAAAAACGUCAUUAACUAUAAAACAGCAACAACAAGUUGCUAGAAACAGAAGCAGAAAGUUAAGAAGAACCAGAAGUAAAAGAAAAAGGAGAAGAAGCCACCACAAACAGCAGCACCACCACCACCACCCCCAUCCCCAAACCAAGGUCAUCUCUUUGGUGGGGCAAACCAACACGAAAAUGCACGCGUGCGUUGACUGGUGUUUAAAAAACAACAAAAUCCACCCAAAUAACCAGGAAAAGCAGGAGGCGCAGUUGUGGUACGACGACAUUUUCGGCGACCAGCGGACGACAGGAGCGACGUGGCAAUUUGACACGGACGCGGGGACGAAUCUUUGGGCGAUCUACAUUUUGUGUAAACCAUCCGCACUCGACAACAAAUUUUCCACACUAUCGAUAGCAGCCACAGUAGCCACAGCAUCUGUGCCGCCGCCAGGAGAGGAGGUUACUUCGAGGAACAGAACGUCGAGAUCAUCUGGUGAAGCAGCAACAGGAGCAGAAGCAAGGGGAGGAGGAGGAGGAGCUAAAACUGCCGCAAAUCACAAAACAUCAACAACAACUACAAUCUCAACGACAAGUAAAACUAAAAACAAAAGGGGAACAGCAGCUGGAUCAGGAGCAAAUCAGUUGACAGCUUUAUUAAAGCAUCCUAAAAUUCUUACUGAAAUACAAUUUCCACUGGUAACUCAGCAACCUUUGGCAAUCACAAACUAUAACUUUGAACAUCCCAUUGCCAUUGUUAUUUGAGUGUCGACUGUCGGGCAGUGCAGUCAUAUUUUUCCCUGUGCUCGUGUUUCGUUCUCGUUCCCGCGUACGUUUCCCCCCUCUCGUGUGCGUUGAAAAGUGUGUCAAAAAAAAAUAAUAAGGAAACGGAACAAUUCAAUAUAAAUUGUGAAAAUUCGCAAAAUAAUUCAGAAACAAAUAAAAACUAAAAAAAAAAACGAUAUUUGAAGGAAAAUUUUGGAAAACAAUUUCGGCCAGCGGCGGCGGCGUCCCUUUGGCGUGCAGCAGCGUCGGCGUGCAGCUGCAGCAUCGUGUCGCAUAUCCUUCCUCUAUCCAUCAUCAUCAUUCUACCUUCGCAUUUCAUUCAAUUCAAUUCAAUUCAAUUCAUUCAAUUUAAUUUCGACUUAAAAUUAAAUUUAAAUUGGAUUUCGGUACGAACGUCUGCAAAAAUCUGCAGAACCCAACGCGAUCUUCAUGAUGGCGGAUCACAUGGACGAACCGCCCACAAAGCGGGUUAAGAUGGAUCCAACGGAUAUCUCAUUCUUCCUGGAAGAGAAUCUACCCGAUGAGCUGGUGUCGUCGAACAGCGGCUGGUCGGAUCAGCUGAGUGGCGGCGGUGGCGGCGGCGCAUCGAAUGUCGUUAGCAACACAAACUCAACAGCCGGCGGCGGACCCCAGGCCGUCGGUGUCGGACCAAACAAACAGACAGGCCCCGGCCCCGGCUCUAGUGGCCCAGGCGGCCAGGUUGUCGGUACCUCCCAAAUGAACGGAGCCGGCGGCGGUGGCUCCCAGCAGCCAGGCAAUGGCGGGGACGAUGGCAGUGGCAGCAGCGGCGGCGGCGGUGGCGGAGCUGGCAAUCAGCAACAGCUACGCCAAAUGCAGCACCAGCAGCAGCUGCAACAUCUCCUCCAGCAGCAGCAACAGCAGCAGCAGCAGGGCCAAAAGGGAUCUAUGGUUGUGCCCGGCAUGAACCAAUUGGGCAGUAAAUCCCCAAAUCUGCAGUCACCCAAUCAAGGCGGUAUGCAGCAGAUGGGUAUGGCCAAUUCGAUGCCCAUGUCCAUAUCGAAUAAUGGAAACAAUGGUAUGAAUGCCAUACCAGGAAUGAACACAAUCGCCCAAGGGAAUCUGGGGAACAUGGUCCUCACAAACAGCGUCGGCGGCGGCGGCGGCAUGGGCGGCAUGGUUAAUCAGCUUAAGCAGCAGCAGCCAGGCGGUGGCAUGAUCAAUGCCGUAUCUGUGGCAGGCGGAUCUGGAGGCCCUGUGGGCGCUAACAGCGGCGGUUCUGUGGCCCCCAAUCAGGCCCUGCACAUGCAGAACGGUCCGAUGAUGGGACGCAUGGUCGGGCAGCAGCAUAUGCUGCGUGGACCCCACAUAAUGGGCGCAGCCGGCGGCGGCAACGGACCAGGCGGCCCAGGUAAUGGACCCGGCGGCGGAGGACCACGCAUGCAGAAUCCCAACAUGCAGAUGGGACAACUCAACAGCAUGCCCUACGGCGUGGGCCAGUACGGCGGACCCGGUGGCAACAAUACCCAGCAGCAGCAGCAACAACAGCAACAGCAGCAGCAACAGCUGCUUGCCCAGCAGAUGGCGCAGCGAGGAGGAGUCGGAGUCAUGCCGCAGGGCAAUCGCCCCGUGGGGACUGUUGUCCCGAUGCCCAGUUUGGGCGGCGAUGGCACCGGACCCACCGGACAGCUAGUGGGCGGGAAUCCCCAGCAGCAACUGCAGCAGAUGCUUGGACAGCAGCAGCAGCCGGGUGCCCUGGGACCGCGUCCCCCACAGCCGAACCAAUUGCUGGGCCAUCCGCAGCAGCAGCAGCAGCCAGGAACCUCCCAGCAGCAGCAACAACAGCAGGGAGUGCAGGGCGUUGUGGGCGCCGCAGGAGCUGUGACGGCUGCAGGCGGUGGCGGUGGCGUAGCGGGAGGACCGCAAGCCAAUCGCCAGGAUGUGCCCGACGACCGCAAGCGACAGAUCCAGCAGCAGCUGAUGCUCCUGCUGCACGCGCACAAGUGCAACCGGCGGGAGAACCUCAACCCGAACCGCGAGGUCUGCAACGUCAACUACUGCAAGGCGAUGAAGGCGGUGCUGGCACACAUGGGGACCUGCAAGCAGAGCAAGGACUGCACCAUGCAGCACUGUGCCUCAUCUCGUCAGAUCCUGCUCCACUACAAGACCUGCACCAACAGCACAUGCAUCAUCUGCUAUCCGUUCCGCCAGAAUCAUUCGGUGUUCCAGAACGCCAAUGUCGGUGUCGGCGCGGGCAGUGUUGCGGCACCCGGCGGGGGACCACCAGGCAGCGGAGUGGCAGGCGGUCCCGGCAGUCUGCAGCAGCAGCAGCAACAACAACAGCAACAGAACCAACCUCUCACCGUGCUCGGUGGCGUCGGGGGAGUUGAUGGAAAGCAGCAGCAGCAGCAGCAGCAACAGGUAGGAGUCCCAGGAGGCGCGCAGAACUCUGGGCUCGUGAUGCCCCAGCAGGGUGGUGCACCCAAAUCCAAUGCGGAAAUGGCGCAACAACUCGCCCAGCAGCAGCAGCAAGUCCAGCAACAGCAGCAGCAACAACAGCAGCAGCAACAGCACCAACAACAGGUCCUACAGCAGGAGCUGCGGCGCUUCGAUGCCAUGGGUCAGGUGGGACUCUCCCCCGUGACGGCCGGCAAUAUGAUUGGCGCUGUCGGAGCGGGUCAGCAGCAGCAGGGGAUGCCUCCGGGUAUUCGAAUGCAGGGCGCCCCACCCACAGUGCGAGUCCUUGGACCUGCCGGAUCUGGUUCCGUCCUGCCAAACGACGUCAAUAGCCUCCAGCAGCAGCAGCAGCAGCAAAUGCUCCAGGGCCAGUGCAAUGCCGCCAAUGCUGGCAAUCGGCGACGCGGCGGCGGCGGUGGUGGCGGCCUAUCCAACAUGGUCGACCAGCAGCAACAGCAGACAAAUCCCUCCCAGCAGUUGGGCAACAUUCCCACGCCGCUGUCUGUGAAUGUCGGUGGUUUCAGCGGCGCCAACUUUGGCGGUGGAUCGGCGGACAAGCAGCAACAGCUGGUGGGGCAGGCGGAUCAGCUUGCGAAGCUGAAGGUGCCCCAAGUGCAUCCGCAGGUCGGCGCUGGAGGGCCUGGAGGUGCGACUGGCGUGACUGCCGGCGGCCAGGGAUCCAGUGUCUUGAUGCCCGCUGAUACGACGGGUGCCACUGGUGGGAACGCGAAUGCGAAUCCCAAUCAAAAUGCAGCCGGAGGAGGAGGCGGCGGCGGAAACAGCGCCAGCGGUGGUCCCGGUGGAGGAGGUGGAACAGGCGCUACUGGGAACGACAGCGAAAAGGACUGGCGGGAAUCGGUGACGGCGGAUCUGCGUAACCACCUCGUCCAUAAGCUCGUGCAGGCCAUCUUCCCCACCUCCGAUCCGACGACGAUGCAGGACAAGCGCAUGCACAACCUCGUCUCGUAUGCGGAGAAGGUCGAGAAGGACAUGUACGAGAUGGCCAAGAGCCGCUCCGAGUACUACCACCUGCUCGCCGAGAAGAUAUACAAGAUUCAGAAGGAGCUCGAGGAGAAGCGGCUGAAGCGCAAGGAGCAGCACCAGCAGAUGCUCAUGCAGCAGCAGGGAACCGGCCCUGUGCCCGGUCCCGGACCCGUUGUGGUUCCCGGCGGCGUUGGAGUGCCUGGCGUUGGUGGAGUCGGCGUCCCCGGCUCCGUGUCCGUCUCCAAUCCGACAGUUGGUGGCCUGCAGAGCGUCGUUGGUGUGCCGCAGCAACAGCAGCAGCAGGCACAGCAGCAAUCCGUUAGCGGAGUCCGUCCCAUUAUCAGUCCCAUGGGUGGCGUGAUGCAGCCACAGCAGCUCCGUCCCCAGGGUCCUGGCAUGGUUGUCGGUCAGCAGCAGCAGCAGACGGGCGUUCCAGUUGGCGGCGGUGGCCCUGUGGGUGUCACUGGACUUGCAGGAGCACUCGGUGUUGGCGUUGGAGUGGGCGUCGGUGGAGUCGGCGGCCAGGCGAAUAUGGUGACGAUGCGUAGCCACUCGCCCGGCGGCAACAUGCUCACGAUGCAGCAGCAGCAGCGCAUGCAAUUCCCGCAACAGCAGCAACAACAGCAGCAGGCGGGCAACAUGCUGGUGGGUCCUCCAGGACCCAGUCCCGGCGGCAUGGUGGUCAAUCCCGUGCUAUCUCCCUUUCAAACGGCCGCUGGAGCGGCCAAUGUCCUCACCAGUCCAGUGCCUGGCCAACAGCAGCAGCAGCAGCAGUUCCUCAACGCCAAUGGCGGCACCGGAGCGGGCAGCAAUCCGCAACUGAGCGAAAUUAUGAAGCAGCGACACCUCCAUCAGCAGGCAGCGGCAGCAGCGGGCAUGCUCAUGCCCCAGUCGCCCUUCAGCAACGCUACGCCCAUGCAACAGCAGCAACAGCCGAACAGCAACAGCUUUAACUCUACCAUGCAACAGCAGCAGCAGCAGAAACCGCCUGGAAGUGUCCUGAACAACAUGCCACCGACUCCCACGAGCCUCGAUUCAGCCUUGAGUGCGGGAGCAGGCAACACAGGCUCUGGUGCGGCUGGUAGUGGAGGAGCCAGUGGACAAGGACAAGGAGCAACAACCGGAGGUGGAGUACCCUCGAGUGCGGGGGGAAUGACGGUUUCAGCGCCUAGUCCCUCGCCCGGAGGCAGCGGAUUCCUCUCCAAUGGCCCCGUUGGGACUCCCUCAAACAACAGCAAUAACAACAGCAACAGCAUCAUUAAUCCUCCGUCGGUAAACAGCCUCAUGCAGCCGAUGAGCAACCGCGCCAACACUCCGCCCUACGUUCCGGCCUCACCUGUGCCGGCCACCAGUGCCUCUGGCCUGGCGGCGAACAGUGCCCCCACAUCGGCGGCCGCGACGUGCGCCAGCAGCAACAGCAACAGCAAUAGCAACGGUAGCAAUGGUAGCAACAGCAACGGCAGCAACAGCAACGGCAGCAACUGCGGCAGUGGGAGUGGUAGUGGCAGUGGGAGCGGCAGUGUGGGCGGAGUCGGUGGCGUUAUGGCUACCACAGCGACCACGACGACAUCGGCAACGACGCCGCUUAGCUGCAACUCCUCCUCGUCGGCGACGGCAACGAUUGCAUCGAGCGGACCGGGCAGCGGGGGCUCCCUUUCGGCGCCGAACAGCAAUCCCCACAUGCUGAUGUCUGCGCGCGGCGAGGGCAGCGGCGGUGCGACGACCUCUUCGGGAGGCAACAGUAACCAGCAGCAGCCCAGCCGCAUGAUAAGCAGCUCGAGCAGCCUCUCCUCUCAAAUGGCCGCCCUGGAGGCAGCGGCGCGUGAUAACGACGACGACACCCCAUCGCCCACGAACGAUACGAACGGCAGCGGUGGCGGUGGCAAGGCCUCCAAGGGGAAGCUGGACUCGAUGAAGCAGGAGGACGAGAUCAAGAAGGAGUUCAUGGACGAUAGCUGCGGCGGCAACAACGACAGCUCCCAGAUGGACUGCUCCACGGGCGGCAAAGGCAAGAAUGUCAACAACGAUGGCACCAGCAUGAUCAAAAUGGAGAUCAAAUCGGAGGAUGCAGACGGCGAUGGCGAUGUGAAGAUCAAGACCGAGCCCAUGGAUGUCGACGAGAGUGCUUCAUCGGCCACACACGAAGGCGGCGGUGGUGGCAAGGAUGAUAUCAAUGGUGCCCACGACGGUGCCAAGGACCUCAAGCCCAAGAUUGAGCCAAAGCCACUUGUACCCGAGCCACUGGCCCUCAAUGCCGGCGACAAGAAGAAGAAAUGCCAAUUCAAUCCGGAGGAGCUGCGCACCGCGUUGCUGCCAACUCUGGAGAAAUUGCUGCGCCAGGAGCCGGAAUCGGUGCCGUUCCGGUAUCCAGUGGAUCCACAGGCUCUGGGCAUUCCUGACUACUUUGAGAUCGUCAAAAAGCCAAUGGAUCUGGGCACCAUCCGCAAUAACAUCCAGAACGGAAAGUAUAGUGAUCCCUGGGAGUAUGUGGACGAUGUCUGGCUUAUGUUUGACAACGCUUGGCUGUACAAUCGCAAGACCUCACGCGUUUACCGUUACUGUACCAAGCUUUCGGAGGUGUUUGAAGCUGAGAUCGAUCCAGUGAUGCAGGCCCUCGGCUACUGUUGCGGCAGGAAGUAUACAUUCAAUCCACAAGUGCUGUGCUGCUAUGGCAAGCAGCUGUGCACGAUACCGCGCGACGCUAAAUACUAUAGCUAUCAAAACAGUCUAAAGGAAUACGGUGUCGCCUCAAAUAGAUACACCUUCUGCCAAAAGUGCUUUAACGACAUCCAGGGGGACACGGUCACACUGGGUGACGAUCCGUUGCAGUCCCAAACACAAAUAAAAAAGGACCAAUUCAAGGAGAUGAAAAACGAUCACCUAGAGCUGGAACCUUUUGUUGACUGCCAGGAGUGCGGACGUAAGCAGCAUCAGAUUUGCGUCCUCUGGUUGGACUCUAUCUGGCCCGGCGGCUUUGUAUGCGACAAUUGCCUGAAGAAAAAGAACUCAAAGCGGAAGGAGAAUAAGUUCAAUGCAAAGCGCCUGCCCACCACAAAGCUCGGCGUGUACAUCGAGACUCGCGUAAAUAACUUCCUCAAGAAGAAGGAGGCCGGUGCCGGCGAGGUGCAUAUCCGCGUCGUCAGCUCUUCGGAGAAAUGCGUGGAGGUGAAGCCGGGCAUGCGGCGUCGCUUCGUCGAGGGCGGAGACAUGAUGAAUGAGUUCCCUUACCGGGCGAAGGCCCUGUUCGCCUUCGAGGAGGUGGACGGCGUCGAUGUGUGCUUCUUCGGCAUGCACGUGCAGGAGUACGGCUCCGAAUGCCCGGCGCCCAACACUCGCCGCGUCUAUAUUGCCUACCUUGACUCGGUGCACUUCUUCCGGCCGAGACAAUACCGCACAGCUGUCUACCAUGAAAUCCUGCUUGGAUACAUGGAUUACGUGAAGCAGCUCGGAUACACGAUGGCCCACAUUUGGGCGUGUCCGCCGUCGGAGGGGGACGAUUACAUCUUCCACUGCCACCCUACUGACCAGAAGAUACCGAAGCCGAAGCGGCUGCAGGAAUGGUACAAGAAGAUGCUUGACAAGGGCAUGAUCGAGCGCAUUAUCCAGGACUAUAAGGACAUACUCAAGCAAGCUAUGGAGGACAAGCUGGGCUCCGCCGCCGAGCUGCCCUACUUCGAGGGCGACUUUUGGCCGAAUGUCCUCGAGGAGAGCAUCAAGGAGCUUGACCAAGAGGAAGAGGAGAAACGCAAGCAAGCAGAGGCCGCCGAGGCAGCUGCAGCGGCGAAUGUAAGCCGAUAUUCCGAGCUCUUCUCUAUCGAGGACAACGAGGUGAGUGGCGAUGGCAAGAAGAAGGGCCAGAAGAAGGCCAAGAAGUCCAACAAGUCGAAGGCUGCACAACGGAAGAACAGCAAGAAGUCCAACGAGCAUCAGUCCGGAAAUGAUCUCUCCGCGAAGAUCUACGCCACAAUGGAGAAGCACAAGGAAGUAUUUUUCGUGAUACGCCUGCACUCGGCACAGUCUGCUGCCAGUUUAGCGCCCAUACAAGACCCCGAUCCCUUGCUUACCUGCGAUCUAAUGGACGGUCGCGACGCAUUCCUGACGCUGGCCCGCGACAAGCACUUCGAGUUCUCGUCGCUGCGUCGCGCCCAGUUCUCGACACUGUCCAUGCUGUACGAGCUGCACAAUCAGGGCCAGGACAAGUUUGUAUAUACGUGCAACAACUGCAAGACGGCCGUCGAGACGCGGUAUCAUUGCACCGUAUGCGAUGACUUUGAUCUGUGCAUUGUGUGCAAGGAGAAGGUCGGGCAUCCCCAUAAAAUGGAGAAGCUUGGAUUUGACAUCGACGACGGCUCUGCACCGGCGGACCACAAGCAGGCCAAUCCCCAGGAGGCGCGCAAACAGUCCAUCCAGCGUUGCAUUCAGUCUCUGGUGCACGCCUGCCAGUGCCGCGACGCCAAUUGCCGCCUGCCCUCGUGCCAGAAGAUGAAACGCGUCGUCCUGCACACCAAGAACUGCAAGCGUAAGACGAACGGUGGCUGCCCCAUCUGCAAGCAGCUUAUUGCCCUCUGCUGCUACCAUGCCAAGCACUGCCAGGAGCAGAAGUGUCCCGUGCCCUUCUGCCCGAAUAUCAAGCAUAAGCUAAAGCAGCAGCAACUCCAGCAGAAACUCCAACAACAGCAGCUACUGCGUCGUCGAGUGGCCCUCAUGUCGCGAACAGCAGCUCCAUCGGCACUGCCCGGACCGGCGGUUAGCGGGCCGACAGUCGUCGCUGGUGGCGUGCCCGUUGUGGGCAUGUCCAAUGUGAUGCCCGUCGGCCAGUCCACAGUGCUGCUUCCAGGAGUUGGCGGACAUUCACCGUCCGCCGUGCCAGUGCCUUCGCCAGUGUCUGCAAGCGGAAUGGGCGGCAUGACCUCACCGCAUCCCCAUCAGCCGGGCAUCGGAAUGAAGCCCGGAGGCGGGGGCGGACACCCGCCGUCGCCGAACGUACUGCAGGUGGUGAAGCAGGUGCAGGAGGAGGCCGCACGCCAGCAGGUGCCGCAUGGCGGUGGCUUUGGCAAGGGCGUCCCGAUGGCCCCGCCCGUAAUGAAUCGCAACCUCGUCGGAGGAGUCGGAGGUGUGCCCAAUCAGAACGUGAAUCAGCUGGGCGUGGGCAUGGUCGGCGGAGUGGGCGUCGGUGGAGUCGGUGUUGGAGGCGUGGGAGUCAAUGUGAAUCAACUCGGAGCUGGCAUCGGCGCCGGCGGUGGCAAUCCGUCGGGACCUGUGCCCGGUGCCGGCAAUUGCGGCAACGUCCUGGUUGGCAAUGCCAACAACCUGCUCUCCAUGGACCAGUGGGGCUCCGGCGGUGGCGGUUCGGGUGUGCCCCAGCCGCGGUACGUGAACAAUGCCACGGGAAUGCGACAGCCGAACCAAAUGAUGCAGCAGCAGCAGAACGUUCUACAGCAGCAGCAGCAGCAGCAGCAGCAACAACAACAACAGCAGCAGCAGCAGAUGAUGCUGCCCAACCAGAUGGGCGGCGGAGUGGUCGGCGGCGGUGGCCAGAUGCCCGUGGGCGGACAACAUGGUAUGGGAAUGGGCGGCAUGGGCACGCCAAUGGGCGCGGCCGGUGCCGGAGGCGUGCGCCCACCGCCCGGAGGUGGCGGCGGACAAGCAACCGGCCUCAACACCCAUCAGCUGGCCCAGAUAAUGCAGAAAAUCAAGAACAACCCCACCAACGAGAGCAACCAGCACAUUCUCACCAUCCUCAAGCAGAAUCCCCAGAUCAUGGCGGCCAUAAUCAAGCAGCGCCAGCAGACGCAUAUCAAUGCCACAGCGGUGGGCGGUGGUGCACCUGGCGGUGGCCUCCAAUCGGGCAACGGACCCCAGAAUCCCCAGCAGCAGCAGCAGCAACAACAGCAGCAACAACAACAACAACAGCAGGCCAUGCAGCAGCAACAGAUGCAGCACAUGAUGAACCAGCAGCAGCAGCAACAGCAGGCGGGUGGACCCCAGCAGCAGAUGAAUCCAAAUCAGCAGCAGCAGCAGCAGGUUAAUCUGAUGCAGCCGGGCGGACCCGGAGGUCCACAUCAGCGUAUGCCCAAUAUGCAGCAGAGCUCCGCCCAAAUGAUACUCCAGAAUCUGCCACCAGGCAUCACCUCACAGGGUGGAAUGGUUCCCAAUCAGGGCUGGAACAAAAUGCGCUACGUGCACAUGAACCAAUAUCCACCUCCGUAUCCACAACGACAGCGCGGCCCGCACAUGGGCGGAGCGGUGGGCCAGCAGCAGCAGCAGUUCCCGGGCGGCGGAGCGGGCAACUUUAAUGCUGGCGGCGGUGCAGGAGCCGUCGGAGUGCCUGGCGGUGUGGCUGGGGGCGGCGGCGGAGGAGCAUCUGGCCCCGGAGCGGAUCAGUACUCCAUGGCGAAUGCGGCAGUGGCGGCGGCAGCAUCCAACAUCCUGCAGCAGGGCCAAGGCGGAGCCGGUGUCGGAGUGGGCGUUGGCGUUGGAGUAGGCGUCAAGCCUGGUCCCGGCCAACAGCAGCAUCAGCAACAGCAGCAGAUGGGCGUGCUGCCGCCGGGUAUGCAGCAGCAGCAACAACAGCAGCAGCAACCCCUCCAGCAGCAAAUGAUGCAGCAGGUGUCGAUGCCAAAUGCCCAAAAUGCCCAGCAAAAUCCGGCUGCUGUGGGGCCCGGAGGAGGUCCCGGCUCCCAGGUGAUGGGCCCCCCCACGCCGCACUCCCUCCAGCAGCAGCUAAUGCAGUCCGCGCGCUCCUCUCCGCCCAUCCGCUCACCACAGCCAACACCGUCGCCCCGCUCAGCACCAUCGCCACGGGCUGCGCCAUCCGCCUCGCCGCGGGCGCAGCCCUCGCCCCACCACGUCAUGAGCAGCCACUCGCCAGCGCCGCAGGGCCCACACGACGGCAUGCACAACCACGGGAUGCACCACCAGUCGCCGCUCCCCGGUGUCCCCCAGGACGUUGGCGUCGGUGUGGGCGUAGGCGUAGGUGUUGGCGUCGGUGUGGGCGUUAAUGUUGGCAACGUAAACGUCGGCAAUGCCGGCGGAGCCCUGCCCGAUGCCUCCGAUCAGCUAACGAAAUUUGUGGAGCGACUCUAGUGCAGCAGCAACAUUGGCCACUCCAUCAGCAGCAACAACAACAACAGCAGCAGCAUUGGUGGCCACCUCAACAGCACUAACAUCGGAAAUAUCAGCAACAUCACAAACAUCCCGAACAUUGGCAACGACAUUGUCAACUAUCGCUACAACGGGCAGUCGCCGCACUACUUCUGAUCGAGAGGUAGCGACGACAGACUGCUGCGAGAACAGGAGGAGACCUACCAGCCGCAACCAGAGAACCAGGGAUCACACUGUGUGUUAAUCGUAUUGUUAAAUCUUUUAUAAACAUUUUACUCUUCCAAAUCGAUUGGUUGAGCGAUCCGAUUCGAGCGAUCCACACUAUCACAAUUAUCGUGUACUUUAGUUUUAAGAUGCGUCCCACAGGCCACAGAAACCAGCAGCAGCCAGUAGCAGCAAGCCGUCAGGCCAUGAUCCCAAAUGUAUUCUCUCGAUGUAUAGCAGGAGAGAGAAGUGUAGAGGGUCAGCGGCUGUUGUUGCUGCUUCUGUUGUUGCUGCUGGUGGAUGUUGGAGGCGAUUUCGUACACCUAAACACGCUCCACACACGGAUUAAGUUUAAGCUUAGGACAAUAUUUGAACAAAAAGCAGACGUAAAUGCAUGGAUUACGAUAUCAGUCAUGAUUAGCAAUUAUCGAUUACUAAUUUCGAUUACGAACCUUUUUUUUUCGAUCGUGUAAUAAUUACUACCUACGUUUACAAACAUAGAUCAUACGUUAUACCUAUGGCACUAUUAUCCCUUUACAUACAUAUAUAUAUAUAAAUAUUUAUACAUGCACAUACACACACACAUGCAAAAUCUCUUCUUAUAUAUUUCCUGCCCCCCCCCCUUCUGUGCAUCCAAAAUACGCACACACCAGAGCAACAGACAGUUCCGCAGAAAGACACCACAGAAAGAAACACACACACAUGCAUAUCUAUAUCUAUGUCAUUUAUGAAUCAGCGAGCAAGCAGAGAGACAGAGAGAGAGAGAGAAAGAUGGAGCGAGAGAGAGCGAGCAAGCAAUGUUUCCACAACCUCAUUUGCAACAGUUAACAGCAAGAGCAAAACUUGCAACAGCAACAUUAAAAGCAAAAGAAUGCAAAAU
Drosophila guanche is the source of this 13155-nucleotide messenger RNA. RefSeq names its product histone lysine acetyltransferase CREBBP (gene nej). The record is from RefSeq and is a predicted model, not a curated record. The transcript has 14 exons. Gene Ontology annotation, molecular function: chromatin DNA binding; protein binding; histone acetyltransferase activity. The coding region runs from base 1998 to 12053 and encodes 3351 amino acids. Gene Ontology annotation, biological process: positive regulation of transcription by RNA polymerase II. Gene Ontology annotation, cellular component: transcription regulator complex; histone acetyltransferase complex. NCBI's taxonomy places the organism in Eukaryota, Metazoa, Arthropoda, Insecta, Diptera, Drosophilidae.